This is a messenger RNA of Cephus cinctus (wheat stem sawfly), 2501 nucleotides long. Its product is annotated as BRCA1-associated protein. Gene Ontology annotation, molecular function: nucleic acid binding; ubiquitin protein ligase activity; zinc ion binding. Lineage: Eukaryota; Metazoa; Arthropoda; Insecta; Hymenoptera; Cephidae. The transcript has 6 exons. The record is from RefSeq and is a predicted model, not a curated record. Gene Ontology annotation, biological process: Ras protein signal transduction; protein ubiquitination. Gene Ontology annotation, cellular component: cytoplasm. The coding region runs from base 339 to 2042 and encodes 567 amino acids.
CAUGACAAGGGAAUUGGUACAGCCAAUCACAUGGAGGACUCUAAAGAAGGCGAACUCUAGAAUUGGUGGAAAAGCUAUUGCUUUUCGUAUAAUAUUCACCUGAAGCACAUAACUGUGUAUCGUGUCUCGAUGGUGUCCCAGUGCCGAAUGAAUAAUUCAAAAUAGUUUAGGAACUUCUUGUCGCAUAUGUUGCACAUGUUGAAACAUCGUCAGCUGAUUUACUGAUCGGUUGUUAUUAUUAUGUUUCUUAAGUAAAUUGACACUUGCUUAAGAUUGUCAAACUAUUUGAGGAUGAUCAAUGUGCUCGCAAUAAUGUGCAACGAUUUAGAUCGUAUGUGAUGUCUUCAACCAUCUUGGUAUCUUUAUGCGUUAUUCGCAUUGAAAUUAACAACUUCGAUCUAGAAGAAGCUACCAGUUCAAUGGCUGCAAGGAAAAUGAGGGGUUGCAGAGAACCUAGAGACAUUACGGUGGAAAGUUAUGCCAAUGUCACUGAAGGACCAACUCCGUUAUUAUCAUCUCAGGGGCCAAGCAAAUCACAUUCAAAUUCACGAGCCAAUUCAGAAGAAUCAUCAUAUUCUCAAAUGACAAUUACUUCAUCAUCUACAUCUGCUGCUGAGACUGAUGGAGCCGCUGCUCGCACGUCACCUGAUCAAAUAAACUUCUUCUCAGGCAGUCCCUUUGUGGAAAUUACUAAAGGAAUUUUGCAUCUCUUUAAAGAGGAUGAGCUAACUGAAAUGCAUUGUGCAGCUACUAGAAGUCAUACAAUUUGUAUUCUCUCUGUUCCUGCGACGAUGACAUGCCAUGACCUUCUCACUUUCACUGCAGCUUGUCAUCAAGAUAUACAGCAUUUUAGAAUUCUCAGAGAUGGUAGUCCUAAUCAGUAUAUGGCCCUGAUAACCUUCCGAUCUGCAGUAGCAGCAAGCGAAUUCUAUGAGUCAUUCAAUGGCGUACCGUACAAUUCUCUUGAACCAGAUAUCGUCUGUCAUAUGGUCUUUGUAUCCAAAGUAGAAGUCGGUGACAAUGGUCUGUCGUUGGCUGGACACACAGAAUUACCAUCUUGUCCUGUGUGCUUGGAAAGAAUGGAUGAGAGCGUAGAUGGGAUCCUCACGAUCUUGUGUAACCACACGUUUCACUCGAGUUGUCUAGUAAAAUGGGGCGACACUUCUUGUCCAGUAUGUCGCUAUGCACAAACACCAGAGCCACUGGCGGACAGCCAUUGUAUGGAGUGCGAUUCUGCAGUUGCAGGUGCUAGCAACGACGCCCUCUGGAUUUGUUUGAUCUGCGGUCACAUCGGUUGCUCACGUUAUCACAAGGGUCAUGCAUUCGACCACUAUCAGGACACGCAUCAUUGUUAUGCCAUGCAACUAGGAAACAAUCGCGUUUGGGACUACGUGGGCGACAACUUCGUUCAUCGCCUCUUACAGGACAAGGAUGGUAAAAUGGUGGAGGGCGGCCGGGAGGCCAGUAAGAGUGAAGGAGCUACUAUGGACGAAAAAGUCGACUCUGUGCAACUUGAAUUCACGUAUCUUCUAACAUCCCAACUCGAAACACAGCGACAGUAUUUCGAGGAGCGACUAGGUCGCCUAGAACAGCGCACCAUUUCAGAGACCACUGAAUUGCGUGAUAAGUUGAGCCAGAUGCUGGACGAAAAUGCUGAAUUUAAGAAACAAUUUUCGAUAUUAACACGUGAAAAACAAUCGUUAGAAAAGCGGUUGCAGAAUGCUAAUUCAAAACUGGCUCAAGCACAGGCAGAAUUGUCUGAGGAGAAGGAAUUGCGGCAGGCCCUCCAGUUAAAUCAGACAUCAUGGCAAACAAAACACAAGCAGCUUCAGGAUGAAUUAUGCAACUAUAAAGAUGCGAAGGAGGUCGAGUUAACAGAUUUACGGGAGCAAAUAAGGGACCUAAUGUUCUUCCUCGAGGCGCAGAGACUAAUUGAAAACUCGGCCGAUAGAGACGAAAUUGCAGCAGGUCGAAUUGUUCUUGGUCAAAGUUCCAGUAGCCCAAAACAAGCGUCAUCCAAGAGGCAGCAGAAAAAACAUUAACUUUUUUGUUUUCUCUUGUUAUACAGAGUCUCUUGUAUAUUGUAUUACCGAAGAACGGAGGUAUACGUACGGUAUUGAAAAUUUCAAAUUAAGGAUCCCCGUCAUUUUAUAUGCUAACAUACAUACAUACAUAAAGCGUGGAAAUACACAAGAAUUGAAUUAAUUUAUUAUUUUCAAGCAACAAAUAGGCGCCGAUUCGGCAAAAAACGAGUUUGUCAUUCAUGACUGCAACCAUGUGAUCUAGUAUUUUUUUUUUAAAUUAAAGUGCAGUGUAAUACAACUUAAAUAUGCAAGCAUCACUGCUAAUAUGUACCGGAACCUUCAAAAAUUCAUAAAACACAACCUACAGUACUUAAAAUGUAAAGUAUUUGAAUCAAAAAACGAUAGCAACAGUGUGUUAAUUUAUUUGAUAACAUUGUUAUACAAUAUUUUCUAUAUUAAAAAAUACAGUACAAUAUA